Messenger RNA from Thermochaetoides thermophila DSM 1495, 855 nucleotides. Its product is annotated as oligosaccharyltransferase subunit-like protein. The coding region runs from base 1 to 855 and encodes 284 amino acids. Gene Ontology annotation, cellular component: oligosaccharyltransferase complex; membrane. Gene Ontology annotation, biological process: protein N-linked glycosylation. The record is from RefSeq and is a predicted model, not a curated record. The transcript has 4 exons. NCBI's taxonomy places the organism in Eukaryota, Fungi, Ascomycota, Sordariomycetes, Sordariales, Chaetomiaceae.
AUGCGGCUCACACAUUCGGUUGCCUCGGCGCUCCUGCUGCUGUGCGCGGGCGCUGCGCAGGCUGCCACUUCUUGGGGGUUUGAUGAGGGUGUAAUUCAGGUUGUGCCCAAGAAGGCGGGUGAGGUUAUCAAGGAGAGGACUCCUCUUGCGAAGCCUGUGACCCUCGGCGCUACCGACACUCUGAAGCUCAGCCUGACGGCAAAGGACAAUGGCAUCGGCAAGCGACCGCACCAGGCUUUCCUCCUGCUGCAGGAGUCGAACCUUGGGGUUGAAGCGCCGUUCCCUCUGACGGUGAAGGAGAGCGGGAAGGCUACGGUUCAGAUCACCCAGAAAGACCUCCCCGUCCAGCUGCUCGCCGCCGAAGAACCUCUUAAGGCAUCCAUUGUGCUGGCUUCAUUUGGCUCAGCGCAGGGAUACAACGGACAAGUCUUCGAGAUCAAGGUUGAGUUGGACCCGAACCUGCCGCCGCCGACCAGGGAAGCGCCAGUGCGUUACGGCAAGAAGCCCCUCAUCUUCCACAAGUUCAACCCCGACCCAAAGAGCCCGCCUAAGGUGGUAUCUAUCUUCUUUGCGCUGGCCGUAAUUGCGUGCUUGCCGGUGCUGUUGAUCAGCUGGCUCUUCCUCGGCGCAAACAUCAAGCAUCUCCCGAAGGCCCUCAGCGCGGCCCCAGUCUCGCAUGCAGUCUUCUUCGGCUCGAUCGUGGCCAUGGAGGGCGUUUUCUUCAUGUACUACACCAGCUGGAACCUGUUCCAAACGCUGCCGGUCAUCGCGGCCGUUGCCGUGGUUACCGUGCUCAGCGGGACCAAGGCGUUGGGCGAGGUACAGAGCAGGAGGCUUGCGGGGGAUCGCUACUGA